AUGAGUUCGAAGAGUUGUUUGGGUGGUGCCCUGCUGUCCUUUGAGUACCAGACCGCGGUGGUAGAUGAAAAAAAUCGUAAACUAUGCCUUGAGAACGGGACCAAAACGGAUGACGUUUUAAACAUGCUUGUAAAUGAAGCCUAUGCGGCAGCCUGUGGUCCAUCCUCGUCGGCUCCGUUACAGGGCAAAUGGGUUCAAUAUGGUCUACAAAUUGAGAUCCUCAUAAGAAACCUGACUGCUCUGUCCGCUCAAGCGGCAACUGCUGAUCCCCAGUCGACAUCACAAGCGAAUUCGAACACUCAGGCCUCGGUGAAGGCCGUCGGUAUGCAGUGUUUCGAGCAGCUUUGCCAAAAUCUCUCUGGCCCGUUGUUAUUGUUCCCUAUCUCAAAGAAAAUCCUCGCAAAAUGUAUCCAACAGCUUGCCGAUGAAUUCCUCACUUCGUUGUCUGCGGCGUACGAACGGGUUUUGGAUCUAAUGGUUGCUCUACCACAUUUGUCUGGGGUUUUGAUUGAUAUACGUUCCUGGUGUACUAAUCAACCCGACAUAGAAUGUCCACUUCCAGUCGGAUCACCCGCUCGUUACAAAGCACUUUUGUUCGCAUUGUACGGUUGUUUGAAACAGACGACCCAGAGUAGUGCUGAUCGUACGCCCCAGGACGAAAAGUUGUAUGAGCGAUAUUUUGAAUUUCUGAAGUCCGUGCUUCGAACCAGACUCACUGCAUCCAUCACUCCUGUCAUAGAGAUUCUCAUGGACGAAAUUUGCAACCCACGCAGUGAACCUCUUUGGGUCGUGUUGCAUCAAAUUCUGUUGGAUGAAAAACAGGACUAUGGCAAAUGUACAAUAUCUGUGGAAAAGCUUCUGGUGGUCUUGAAUAUCGCAUCAGUUCGACUUUCUAAAUCUUCGCCCAAAUCUGAGGGACUUCAAGAAACUAUACUUGACGAGUUCCUGCUUUUACCGUUUAAGUAUGUACAAAUUGUGCUUUCUGUGUUCCAAACCUUGCUCUGUGAACUCGCUACAAAACUGGGAUGUUGCGUGCGAGAAAAGCAUACGACUACUGUCUGCGGUGAGUUCGUGUCGAUGAAACAUUUUAGUACUUCUUAG
Molecule: messenger RNA, 1101 nt
Organism: Echinostoma caproni
Lineage: Eukaryota; Metazoa; Platyhelminthes; Trematoda; Plagiorchiida; Echinostomatidae
Source: the annotation of a GenBank genome assembly